AUGCGUCGUGCACUUGUAUUCACAGCUUUUGCUGCUAACUCAGCCGCAGCAGCUUUCGCUGCUUCUUUUGCCAAAUCACACACGGCGGUGGUAACAAAUCCAACGGUACCCCAACCCGUCUACAUGCAGCAACGCUUGGUAUCGGACCAACGACUUUCUGAAGCCACUUUACGUGAGUUGGAGGAUGAACGCCAACGCGCUGGACUACCAGAGAAACCGGAAAUACCUGAGGGGUGGACAAUAGACCGUAAGCCUGGUGUGACACAUUUCACAAUGCGCAAAUCCCAUGGGGACGAGGAAAUUAUCCUGCAACUCACAGGAGAAGAUAGAUCAAAUGAAGAGAUCACGCGCACUCUCGAUGUUUUGGUGGUUAAUGGCGGGAAGGCGUUGGUGUUUGGCAUGAGUGUGGAGGAUGGCGAGUUUGUGAUCAACAAUGUCUGCUUCCGGCAUGACGGAAAACUAGCCUUGGACACGUCGGCAGAAGCACAGUUUCAGAAGAGCCAGCUGUACAUGGGCCCCGACUUGGCUGAUCUGGAGGACCAUCUUGUGGACAGCUUUACAAGCUAUUUGAGUGCACGUGGCGUCAAUGAUACGCUGGCUAAUUUCAUUGACCAGUUCAGCUUGUGGUCAGAGCAGGCGGACUACGAAGAGUGGCUGAGCAGCAUUAACAAAUUUGUUUCGUAA
Messenger RNA from Trypanosoma brucei brucei TREU927, 684 nucleotides. RefSeq names its product p22 protein precursor. The transcript has a single exon. The record is from RefSeq and is a predicted model, not a curated record. The coding region runs from base 1 to 684 and encodes 227 amino acids. NCBI's taxonomy places the organism in Eukaryota, Euglenozoa, Kinetoplastea, Trypanosomatida, Trypanosomatidae. Gene Ontology annotation, cellular component: mitochondrial matrix.